Huiozyma naganishii CBS 8797 is the source of this 660-nucleotide messenger RNA. RefSeq names its product cytochrome-b5 reductase (gene CBR1). The record is from RefSeq and is a predicted model, not a curated record. NCBI's taxonomy places the organism in Eukaryota, Fungi, Ascomycota, Saccharomycetes, Saccharomycetales, Saccharomycetaceae. Gene Ontology annotation, molecular function: oxidoreductase activity. The transcript has a single exon. Gene Ontology annotation, cellular component: plasma membrane; endoplasmic reticulum. The coding region runs from base 1 to 660 and encodes 219 amino acids.
AUGGUGCUCGGGUUGCCCAUUGGACAGCACGUCUCUGUGCGCACCGAGACGCCAGAUGGGAAGACCGUCGUGCGGUCGUACACGCCCAUCUCGCUAGACGAAGACGCGCGCGGGUACUUCGAGUUGAUGGUGAAGUCAUACGCGAGUGGUACCGUGUCAAAGCGUAUCGGUGAGUUGAAAGUCGGGGACAGUAUCAGUGUGACGGGCCCACUUGGGCCGUACGACUACAAGCCGAAUUUCAAGAGACACAUCAGCAUGGUUGCUGGUGGUACGGGCAUCACGCCCAUGUUCCAAUUGCUGAAGGCUAUCUCGGGGAACCCUAAGGACAAGACGCGCGUCUCGCUCAUCUACGGGAACGCCUCCGAGGAGGACAUCUUGCUCAAGAACGAGAUCGACCGGAUCGUCAGCGAGAGACCUGAACAGUUCAGUGUGUACUACCUGCUCGACAGAGUCGACCGCGACGACUGGGAGGGCGGCCAAGGGUACGUCACUGGGGAACUCAUGGAGAAGCUGUUCCCCCGUGGGUCCGAGCCGGGAACGCAGUUGUUGCUGUGUGGCCCACCCAGGAUGGUCUCCUCCGCGAAGAGACUCGCCAAGGAACUCGAGUACAAGCGCGGCGGGGUCCCUGCAAAGAUGACCGACCAGAUCUUCUCUUUUUGA